Molecule: messenger RNA, 1255 nt
Organism: Bemisia tabaci
Lineage: Eukaryota; Metazoa; Arthropoda; Insecta; Hemiptera; Aleyrodidae
Product: fork head domain-containing protein crocodile-like
Biological process (GO): regulation of transcription by RNA polymerase II; cell differentiation; anatomical structure morphogenesis
Molecular function (GO): DNA-binding transcription factor activity, RNA polymerase II-specific; RNA polymerase II cis-regulatory region sequence-specific DNA binding
Source: RefSeq, a predicted model, not a curated record
UCCGUCCACCUUCGCGGCGACCCCGGCCAACCCCUGCCUUUUUUAAGCCCUGUUUACAACAACAACCGCCGAGCCGGAAAAACAAUCGGGGCACCUGUGAUUCUGUUGACACUUAAAACAACGGGCAGUGCUACUCCCUCGAUACCUGGACAAUUACGCGGAUUCUCACCUGGGUGUGGGCCCAGCGAGUGAUGCGAUAUGCAUACCCUGUUCGGCGAGCAGAACGCGUGCUACCGGAUGCCCUCCGGCGGGUACCCCAGCUCCAGCCACCUCGGCGGGUACCCGGGGGGCUACGAGCAGUACCCGCGGUACGGCUACGCGGCCUACCCGCAGCAAGGCCCGACCAAGGACAUGGUCAAGCCGCCGUACUCCUACAUAGCCCUCAUCGCCAUGGCCAUACAGCACGACCCCAACAAGCGCUGCACCCUCAACGGCAUCUACCAGUUCAUCAUGGACAAGUUCCCCUACUACCGUGAGAACAAGCAGGGCUGGCAGAACUCCAUCAGGCACAACCUUAGUCUAAACGAGUGCUUCGUCAAGGUCCCCAGGGACGACAAGAAGCCCGGCAAAGGGAGCUACUGGACGCUCGAUCCUGACUCGUACAACAUGUUCGACAACGGGUCCUAUCUCCGGCGGCGGCGGCGAUUCAAGAAGAAAGACGCGCUGAAGGAGAAGGAGGAAGCGCUCAAGAGGCAACAAGCCCAGGAGGCGCAGAUGAAGAAGGCUGAAGACAAGAUCCCCGUCCAACCUGUGAAACCCAAGCGGGAACCGAUGGGAACCCUCAGUGCGUGCAUGAACUCCAAGUACCAGAUGGACCGGAUGGACGUCAAACCGGAACACUGCGAGCUCGGUUUCGCGAUGGACAACCUGGUCAUCGCCGGCGGUCGCGAUUGUACGACAGCCGGUCCGGCGGCUCUGCAGGGCUACCGGGCGCAACCGGUUUACUACCAUUGCUCGCAGUACGAGGAGCAGGCGCCGGCGCCGGCUGUUGGCGCCACCGCGACCGGAACUGCGAACCCGGCGCACCCCGCGCACCAGUACCGGCACACCUCGUGGUACGGCAACGAACCGGACCUCUUCGAGAACCCGAGCUGUCAGCUGGGAUUCCGGACCUCACACUCGUAUUACCAGCAGGACGGGCAAAAGUACUGACCCGGCCCGGUGACGUGCAAGUGUAGAUAGUGUAACGACCGGUCCGGUUGAACCGGUUCCCAGUGUGUAGAUAGUGUACAUAGAGCUGUUUCCGGUUUCGGUA